Protopolystoma xenopodis is the source of this 927-nucleotide messenger RNA. NCBI's taxonomy places the organism in Eukaryota, Metazoa, Platyhelminthes, Monogenea, Polystomatidea, Polystomatidae. The record is from the annotation of a GenBank genome assembly.
AUGAUAAUGUGUGAUCGACUCGGUAGACAUUUGGAAAGUUUGGUGCCCCAAAUGGUUGACAAACCAUUGUCCGAAUCACUCUCAUACGGCGCUUUUGGGGCCGGCAAAACUGGAUCCGGCAGUGCUUUUGGCGUCAAUGAUGGCGGCAGCUCGACAGUCUCAUCAUCCAGCCGGCACUGGCCCAUCUGUCCGUUUGCCGUCUGCCUGACGACUACCCAGAUCGCAGUGGUCACCUUGCUCAUCCUGCUUCUUCUCAUGCUCAUCUCCGCUCUGCUGCUCGUCGUCUACCGACGGCACCGCUUGAGCUUGUCCGCCGUGUCCAGCAGCCAUCCGUCCGGCUCGGGUAUGGGCAUCGGUCUCGGCUGUGGUGGAGGAAAUGCCGCGGAAGAGGACGAGGGCGAGGUUGAGGAGGAAGAAGAGGAGGACGACGACGAGGAGGAGGAGGAGGGCGAGGAGGGCGAGGAGGUGGAGGAGGAGGAGUAUCCUCUGUCGGCGGCAUCCCGGUACCUGACCGGGUAUAAGUCUCGAGCAGAAGAUCGGCCACCCGGACUCACCGACCACUCGGGCUCGGCAGCACAGGCAGUCGCACAUUUGAAUAGCCACUUUCCAGUGUUGCUGCCAUCCGGCGGCGAGAUCUACAACUCCGAGCCCCACCCAGCCACCGCCCCGGCCAUGAGGGCACUUAAAAGCGGCGUCGGACGAUUCAUCCAGCCCUGGGCCUACCUCAGCCUAACACAGCCGAAAUCCCGUCCAGCCCGUCCGGCGUCCGGACAACACUCGGGGCUGGCAUGGCUCGACCCCGGAGGGAUUCAAACCACGAGGUCGGCUUUUCUCGCCCCUCUCGGCUCGGGAGUACUCGAAGGCGAAUAUACCUCUUCCACUUCUGUCUCUCAUCCUCCUCCUCCUCCUCCUCCUCCUCCUCCUUCC